Molecule: messenger RNA, 611 nt
Organism: Abrus precatorius (Indian licorice)
Lineage: Eukaryota; Viridiplantae; Streptophyta; Magnoliopsida; Fabales; Fabaceae
Exons: 1
Coding region: 19-543 (174 amino acids)
Source: RefSeq, a predicted model, not a curated record
CAAAAAAGAAGUGAUCUCAUGUCCCUCAAACUCUUCUCUUUGAAAUCUCUUGUUGAGAGAGGAAAGACUCAAGAAAGCACAGAUGAAUUAGCUAUUGUGAAAGCAGCUGCAUGGGCAUGGUACCAACAUGGUUCAGGCUAUGAAGGAAAGGGUAAGAGUGAGGUUGACGUUACAAGAACUCAACGUGUAUCUAGGCCUUCUCGUUACAAGUUAGAAGCUAUGAGAAUGGCUAAGGAAGGACCCUCAAUUCAAUCCAAUAAAUCUCUUCUUGACACCUAUGAAGUUCAAAGCAUUUCAAGGCAAAUGGAUAGGCUUAUAGAGUCUGGCCACAACAUUUCAACCAACAAGAAUGCUGGUGUGGAUAAUGGUAAUAGAAGAAUGAAGAAUAAGAAGAGGAUAAGUAAAGGGUUUUGGUCAACACAUGCUUUUGUAUGUGGCAGAGGGAAUGAUGAGGUGGAUGGCACUGCUUUGUUAGCCAAACGUGUACCUGUAGUUAAUCUGGUAAAGUGUUUGCCAAGGAAUAAUAGAGCUUUGUGUUCAUGAUCAUUAUCUGUUUUGUUUUCCAACACUUGGUUCUAGUUUGGUGAUCGGCAUGUAUCUCAAUUGCAUGU